AUGGAGCUGCAGCAGCUGCUGCUGCUCUGUGUUUCUGCGGCUGCUGAGCGUCUGCCCUCCUCCUCUUCCUCCUCCUCCUCCUCCUCUGACCUGCUCGCUCAGCCUGACCCCUCUGACCUCUUCCUGCUCCCUGCAGGCCAACAUGAGGACCUGGAGGUGGUGGCUUGUUCACCUGCUAAUGAAAUGGACAUGAUGGCCCUGGAUGGUGAACAUGUUUGGCACGCCGACUUCAACCAAGGAAAAGGAGUCGUCACCAUGCCGCACUUCCUGGUUCAUCCAGAGUUCACAGGGUUUUAUGAACGAGCCGUGAAGAGAGAAAAGUUCUGCAAAGACAUCCUGAAGAUUCUCCGAUUGGGAAUGAAGGACAUUCCUGAUCCGCUGGAUCCUCCCUCCGUCUUGCUCUUCUCGGCCCACCAUGCGGUUCUGGGGGAGAAGAACGUCCUGGUGUGUCACGUCUCUGGUUUCUGUCCGGCGCCGGUCCGGGUGUCCUGGCUGAAGAACGGACAGGACGUGACGGCGAGCAGCAGCCUGAGCGUCCCGCUGCCCAGCAGGACCAGCAGCUUCACCCAGAUCUCCAGGCUGGACUCGGUUCUGCAGCUGGGAGACGUGUACAGCUGCUCAGUGGACCAUCCGGCUCUGAGGAGGCCGCUGACCAGGACCUGGGAGUUGCAGGUGGAGGCGCCGCCCGGGCCCGGCGCCGGCCCGGCGGUUCUGUGCGCGGUGGGAGUGAUGGUGGGUCUGCUGGGAGCCGCCGCCGGAGCGUUCUUCAUGGUGAAAGGGAAGCAGCUGAUUGGUCCGUCCUGAACCUCCUGACAGGAAGUCCCGGUUCUGACCCGACACGUGGAUCCGAUCAGUUCGGAUCAAUCAGAGAUCCAACGUUAAAGCUCCUGGACUCAGGCUGAUCUUAUAGAAAAUGGUUUCUAGAUGUUCUGCUUGAGGAAUCGGGUUCUGGAGCGUCUGACCCAGUUGGUUCUG
Molecule: messenger RNA, 975 nt
Organism: Poeciliopsis prolifica (blackstripe livebearer)
Lineage: Eukaryota; Metazoa; Chordata; Actinopteri; Cyprinodontiformes; Poeciliidae
Product: RLA class II histocompatibility antigen, DP alpha-1 chain-like
Exons: 3
Coding region: 1-804 (267 amino acids)
Biological process (GO): peptide antigen assembly with MHC class II protein complex; antigen processing and presentation of exogenous peptide antigen via MHC class II; positive regulation of T cell activation
Cellular component (GO): MHC class II protein complex; membrane
Molecular function (GO): MHC class II protein complex binding
Source: RefSeq, a predicted model, not a curated record